ACGGACAUUACCGGUUGGUUCCGUUCUGGAUCUCUCCAGCAUUAAACUUCUCGCGAUUAGCCUUUGCUCCCAAAGUUUUCUUCGCCCCGUGAACUCGAAAAUUCUCCGAUCUCUCUCUUUCUUAUAGGUUUCCGUACGAGGACCUCUCAUUGAAGUCUAGUUAGGUUUUGGGAAAUGGCAGACGAUGAGGAGGGAGACGGCACACCGUCCCGUGGAGCUGACUGGGAAGUUGUGUCUCUAACUGCAUCCACCUAUGCUGCUGCACCUGGUCCAAACGAAUUUGACCCAGCUGAUGAGAAUAAAGGCAAGGAGUUCAACAAAAAUGAAAGUGAAUCUUCUGGCAAAUUAUUUAUGUCUGAUCACUUUGUAUUUCCACCAAGUGAGCAUGAGAAUCUACCAAUAGAAAUAGAAUUCAGUGAAAUUCAAAGUGAAGCAGAGGGUCAGAAAGAGAACAUUGCCGAGGAUGAUAAUGAACUCCAUAAAAUGAGUGAAGAAAAUGUGCAAAGUAAAUCUGAUGAUCCCCCACAUGGAAUUCAGUAUGGUAUGGAGGAUGAAGAGGGGAAGGGAUUGCAAGAGAUAAAUUUGAUUGGGGAAGAGCAGGAUAUGUAUCUGGGUCCUGAAUUUAGUUCUUCUCAUGCUGAAACAGGCAGAAGUGAGUCAGUGCCUCAUACUGAGGGCAGUGAGUUCUAUGAACAUUCUCCCCAAAAUUUGGAAUCUCCUCCAAAGUAUGCAAAGAAGAACGAAGAGGAUAAGUCUGAUGAAUCUGGCCUUCCUUGCGAAGCAUGGUGGAAAAGGCAUGCAGCAUCUUUGUAUCGUCAUGCAAAGGAGGCAAACACAUUUUGGUCUGUCUGUGUGGCUGCUGCUUUAAUGGGGUUCGUAAUUCUUGGGCAGCGGUGGCGGCGAGAAAAAUGGCAGCUUCAUCAACUUAAAUUGCGGUUUAGCAUCAAUGAUGAGAGAAUGAGCAGGAUGCUAGGACCGGUAGGCCGAUUCAAAGAUGUUCUUGUGGGUGUUCAUCAAAGGAGCAUCCAUAAUGGUGGUGCAUCGGCCAGCCUUUGAGUUGGUGAUGAUGAUGACGAAAAGCAUGAAGUAUUUGCGCAAGAUGGAUUUUUUUCAGGAAGCCUGGGAAUGUUAAUUACUCUGAGGAGACACCACACUUUUCACUGUUUGUUAUGGUUAUCUUUUCACACAGUUUUUGUGUCAAUUAUCCUGACUUCCUGCUCUUUCUCAUGGAUGUACGUGGCUUUCUGAAGGAGCUAAUACGGUAAAUCCUUCGGUUGGCUUGGCUGCCAUGCUGUAUCUCGGAGCCAGGGUGGAGGCAACAUUUAUAAGGUUAUGAAUAGAAUUGCUAUAUUAGUUUGUCAUUUGAGUGUAAUGCAGCUAACAUGCUGCACCAAAGAAUUAAUCUUUUGACCACCAUAA
Messenger RNA from Phoenix dactylifera (date palm), 1419 nucleotides. RefSeq names its product ATG8-interacting protein 1. The record is from RefSeq and is a predicted model, not a curated record. Gene Ontology annotation, cellular component: intracellular membrane-bounded organelle. NCBI's taxonomy places the organism in Eukaryota, Viridiplantae, Streptophyta, Magnoliopsida, Arecales, Arecaceae.